This is a messenger RNA of Penicillium canariense, 1377 nucleotides long. Its product is annotated as neutral amino acid permease. Gene Ontology annotation, cellular component: vacuolar membrane. The coding region runs from base 1 to 1377 and encodes 458 amino acids. The transcript has 2 exons. The record is from RefSeq and is a predicted model, not a curated record. Lineage: Eukaryota; Fungi; Ascomycota; Eurotiomycetes; Eurotiales; Aspergillaceae. Gene Ontology annotation, biological process: amino acid transmembrane transport. Gene Ontology annotation, molecular function: amino acid transmembrane transporter activity.
AUGGAGACCGUGACGCCCGUGCCUCCGGCAUAUGCGAACGACAAGGUCGUUGAGGAGCAGAAGUACUCUCCCUCCUACGAAGAGGAGAACGGUGGCCUCAAGCAUGGCGAGGUGGCCGAUGCCUUCGGUAACGAGGAAUAUGCCGAGAUCAAGUACAAGACUCUGAAGUGGUGGCAAUGUGGUCUGCUUAUGAUUUGCGAGUCCGUCUCGCUGGGUGUGCUGUCGCUGCCUUCGGCGGUGGCUACGCUGGGCUUGGUGCCUGGUGUGAUCCUCAUUGUCGGCCUGGGUCUGCUGGCCACUUAUACCGGAUACAAUAUUGGCCUCAUGCGGGAGCGCUACCCUCACAUCCAGAACCUCGCAGACGCCGGCGAGAUCCUGGCGGGCCGCAUUGGCCGUGAGGUCUUCGGAGCAGGCCAGUUCCUCUUCUGCCUCUUCGUCAUGGGUAGCCAUCUCUUGACCUUCCGCGUCAUGAUGAACACCGUCACCGGCCACGCCGCCUGCUCCAUCAUCUUCAGUUUGCUCGGCAUGAUCAUCUCGCUCAUUCUGUCCAUUCCCCGUACGAUGCGUGGUAUGACCUGGAUCUCCUUCUUCUCCUUCCUGUCUAUCUUCAGCGCCGUUUUGAUCACCAUGAUCUCCGUCAGCGUGGAGCAGCACCCUGGUCGCGUCAUCGACGCCACCGUCGACCACAACCUGUACACCGCGUUCCAGGCCGUGUCGAACAUUGUCUUCGCCUACUGCGCCCACGUUGCCUUCUUCGGCCUGAUCGCCGAGAUGGAGACCCCCAAGGACUUCAAGAAGUCCCUGUUCAUGUUGCAGGGCUUCGAGAUCUGCCUCUACCUGACUGCCGCCGUGGUCAUCUACUACUAUGUCGGCACGGACGUCAAAUCCCCCGCGCUGCUCUCCGCCGGACAUAUCAUGAAGAAGGUCGCCUUCGGCAUCGCCAUCCCUACCAUUGUCGGCGCCGGCGUCGUCAACGGCCACAUCGGCCUGAAGUAUAUCUAUUUCCGCAUCUGUGCGAAGUCCGAUCUGCUCCACUCGCGCAGCUGGAAGUCCAUCGGCCUGUGGCUCGGCCUGGGCGUAUCCUGCUGGUUCGCCGCCUGGGUCAUUGCCGAGGCCAUCCCCGUGUUCAGUGACCUGAACAGUCUGAUCAGUGCCCUUUUCGCGUCCUGGUACAGCUACGGUCUGUCUGGCGUCUACUGGCUGCACCUGAACGCGGGCCAGUGGUGGGCGUCGCCGCGUAAGAUCGCGAUGACUGUGCUCAACAUGGCCAUUGUCCUCGUAGGUUUCAUACUAUGCGGGCUGGGUCUGUAUUCUUCUGGUACGGCUAUCCACAAUGAUCACGGCAGCAGCAGCUUCAGCUGCACGGCUGACAACUGA